AUGCAAGUGCAAGGAAUAAAAUUGCUUGGAUUCUGCUUAAUUCUCGUACUCGUCAACAUUGGGAUAUCGGGUGGCAUUGGCGGAGGUUAGUAAUUUCAAAGUCGCGAGGUUAUAAAUAAAAACGUUACUUAACGAUUUGUAAUUAAACAAUUUCUUUUAGAACAUUCCCUCACGUUUAAGUCAUUACGUUCGUACUUUGACACAAGUAUUGGAACAGAUGUGUUUUUUGAAAUUAUAUAUCCACCGGAAUUGGAGUAUACAUACAAAUUAAGACCGGCGAAAGACUUUGGAGCGCCAUUCAAUGCAAGUUUUUUGGAAGAAGGAAUUCCUUUAGUUCCAACUGAUCCUCCUCAUGGUUGUCAAGUAGCAAAAAAUGCCAAAGAAUUAAAAGGUAGAAUUGCGUUAGUCGAAAGAGGAGACUGUAGUUUUUUUGCUAAAAGUAUAAUGGCUGAAGAAGCUGGAGCGAAGGCUGUAAUUAUAGCAGAUUAUCACUCAUCUUCUAUUGAAGAAUCAAUAACUAAUUCUCUAUGGACUGAGUAUUACUAUAUAGAGAUGAUACGCGACGAUACGAUUCCGUCGACAAAGACAGUAAACAUUCCCGCUGGAUUUUUGCUCGGUAAAAACGGCAAAAUAAUCCGGCAAACUCUAAAACGUUUGAAUCAACCAUUUGCCUUAAUCAAUAUCCCGGUGAAUUUAACUUAUACUUCUCUGGAUAAAUUACAUCAACCUCCUUGGUUGUUCUGGUGA
Molecule: messenger RNA, 747 nt
Organism: Heterotrigona itama
Lineage: Eukaryota; Metazoa; Arthropoda; Insecta; Hymenoptera; Apidae
Source: the annotation of a GenBank genome assembly